Molecule: messenger RNA, 935 nt
Organism: Chara braunii
Lineage: Eukaryota; Viridiplantae; Streptophyta; Charophyceae; Charales; Characeae
Source: the annotation of a GenBank genome assembly
UUUCACAAACACGCUCAGCACAUCGAAUGGACCCUGGGGGUGUUGCGAGAUACUGGGUUCAAGAUCGCACUGGAGAAGAGCGAGUUCUUCCUUUCAGAGAUCUCGUUCUUAGGAGAACGGACACGGAAGGGGAGCUGUUGGGGAUUUUGUUCGGAAAAGUGAAGGACAACCACCUGGAGCCAAUCAUGAGCGAAGUCUUGGUAUUCCUGGCACAGCUCCUGGAAGAUCUGCCUCUGGAUAUCCCUUCGCGCUGUGACGAGCGGCCUACGCCGGUGGCGCUCACCCGUACGUUGGUACCGCAUCUAUUGUGGUCCACAUGUACGGAGCUCGACGGUGACAACUGCUACUACCCCUCCUCGAGCCAUUAUCUCGUCAUUGACGUGAUCGAUCUCACUUUGUGGGAUCCAAAAACACGAAGGGUGGAAGCAGAAGAAGAGGUAGGCGAAGAGGAGGAAGAAAGGGAAGAGGCGAGCGAAGAAGAAGAAAAAGAAAACUCGGGGGCGGAAUCUGACGACCCCGAUUACCACGAGUCGGAGGAGAGCGAGUGGGGAAGGAGUGAGUCAGGUGGAUCCGGCAGCCCCAGCGAGCGGACAGAGGAGGAAGACGUAGCCGCAACACAGAAGAGGCGGAAAAAGGCGCAAGGAAAGAGGUCGGUGGAAAAGUCGGACGGACCAGCGGCACGACUAUUACAAGGCGAUCCGACGCGCAAUCCAGAGCCACCACAGGAGGAGCUAGGAGGAGAUGGUGUCACCACCCCGGAGGGAUCCAGAAGCAGACGCUGUAGAAAAAGUUAUUCGCCGGCUCAAUCCUCUCCACCACCACGGCCUACCGUUCACAUACAUGGAGAUGAGGACACUCGCGCUUCGUCCCUGGUCGUUAUCCCGCCAUCCACUUAACUACCUCACCCUCCAUCAACUCGUGGGCCGCCCCCAUUC